Caenorhabditis briggsae is the source of this 2532-nucleotide messenger RNA. The record is from RefSeq and is a predicted model, not a curated record. NCBI's taxonomy places the organism in Eukaryota, Metazoa, Nematoda, Chromadorea, Rhabditida, Rhabditidae. The transcript has 12 exons. The coding region runs from base 1 to 2532 and encodes 843 amino acids.
AUGCCUUCAGGAUCAUCUGCUUUGCAAUCUGGAACGCUGAAAGAAACGAUGGCCAAUGGGCAGCUGGAGUCGGAAGUCCGGAUUCAAGAAGCGGAAGGUGAAAUUUUUCUGGUUCAAUCGAUGUCAAGAGGAAUUCAAGAGCCACAACCUCCAAACCCAAAAGACGGGAGUAUCUUUCCGACAUCUUCAAAAAAACGUCGUCUCGACAAGGGAGAAGAUGCUGGACACCAACCAGGACCGUCAUUUCUGCCGGCUCGAAAACACGAUGAGGACGAGAAAAUGCCGGAGAAUGAUCUUCUCGAGACGGCAAUCGUUCCUAUGGUCUCCAGAAGAGUCACAAGAUCCCAGAAGCCAACGGAAUAUGAAGAUUCGGAAAGUACAACACCAACUCCGACACCACAUCAAGUGGCAAAAAACCUGGGCGAAAAAUACAAAAAUAAUAGAAAAAUCAAACAUGUGAAAAAGGGAGAAACAUGUUUGAUUUGUAUUCAACAUCGUGGCUUUCGGGCUGAAUGUGAAAAGAAGCACAGUGACGUGGAAAAGAAGUUAGAGGCAGAUCUUCAAAGGUUGCUGCCCGAUAAGGAAGAAGUCGAGAUUACUUUGGUAGAAAAAGUGCUGAGAUAUUUGAAAAGUCGAUACCGAAAUGAAGUAGGGAUUUUGAAGGAAGUCCACAUCCGUUGCAUGAUUGUAGAGGGACAUAAGUUGAACUUCUACGAUAGCCAAGAAAAAGUAAGAAAAUUUGAGGAGGAGACAGCUCGAUUUGAGAAAACUAUAAGGCAUGACAGUUUAUUGAAUGCCUUGAAUAAGUUUAUGGAGAAAAUAGAGGGCGAUACAAGCCCAUUGAGAGAGUGCAUCGAGCGCAACGUUGCAUUUUGCAUGUAUUGCAAUACAGAGAAGAGGGAAAAAUGCAAGGAUGCACAUCGACUCACUCUCGGGCAGUAUGCAGCAAAUGAAGUCGAAAGAAGCCUGAGCGGGUCCUGGAGAAGCGUGGAGCACGUCAUUGAGAAAUUGCGAGACCAACAGCGGAUUUACAAGAAAAAUCUGGAUAAGUCCCGGAAUAGACGAAAUGCCAGCAGAAAGAGAAAAUCCGACAAAAGACCAAAACAGUAUCAAGAAUCACAACCUCCAUCCGCUCCCACCCCCUCCCACCAAAUGCAAUCAUGUCGGGAUCAUCGAGUAGACAACGUCCCGGCCCAAGAAUUCGAACUCGAUGCUGAUGAGUAUAAUUUCGAAACAGGAUUUAAGGAGCCUUCGACAUCUUCAAGAACAGCUGGAACAUCUCGAUUCAACGAUCCACAUCAUGAUCAUCGAGAAGACGACGUUGUUGAUCAAGGAUACGAAUACGAUGAGGAUGAGUAUGAUUUCGAAAUAGGAUAUAAGGAGCCUUCGACAUCCUCAAGAACAGCUGAAACAUCUCGAUCCAACGAUCCACAUCAGGAUCAUCGAGAAGACAACGUUGCUGAUCAAGGUGACAAGGAGGCAGAAGAUAUCCCGAGAGAAGUUGACGAACAAAUUAGUGAGGCAAAUCAAUUGGAAAACAAAGGCGGUGAUGAGGCUCCAGCAGAAGCUUCCAACCAUUUCAUCUGGAAUGCUCGAGAAUUCGAAAAAGGAAGUCUAGCGGAGCCAGAAGAAUGUGUCAUCACUGCAAACACUCUGGAGACUAGAGAACAACCUGAAGGAAACAAAAGUGAUUCUAACGAUGUGCACCGAGUACACCACCAAGAUGAAGUAAAUGAAGUAGUGGAGGAUUCUCCAGAAGUAGUCAAGUCAAAUGAUCGCCAAAGGUAUAUUGAUUCGGAAGUCGCCGGAAUAAAUGAAAGUCCAAGAGACGCUAGUGGAUCGGAAAAAGGCGCCAAUGAAUACGGAAUCUGCCGAUUGGUUGUGGAGGACAUCAUAGACAACGAGCAAGACACUAUGGCCUUAUCCACCACGAUCACCUCAAAUCCACAACCAGAACUUCCCAACCAUCCACAACAACCCUCACCCCCACAACAUCUGCAACCAUCUUGUCAUACAGCCCAGGAAUGGAACUACGAAGACGUUCUCAAUGAGGUACUUAAAGAUAAGCCGCUGCUCGCAAAAGCCAUAAAGGUAUAUCGAGAGCAACGUGGUCAAUCAACGUCAACGUCGUCUCCUGACCAGCAAAUAACAGGAUCAAGCGCAACUGGGACACGAUCUUCUGACCAACCUACCCCUGCUUCUGUGUCCGAAGUAAAACGAGAGAUGAAUCGGAGACAAGGUUCCGUUCCAACGUCUGUCGCCGCAGCUCAAAACGCAGGGCCCUCGACUGCCAGAGGGUCAUCGAUUGCAUCAAUCCUGUCAGUAGUCGAACAUUUUGGGCCUGAUGACUAUGACUCCGGCCUCGGAAGUCCAAGAGGCGCCCGAGGAACUGAGGAAGUCGCCGAUAUAUCCAGAUAUCGCCGAUUUUUGUUAACGACAUCAUGGACAGCAAGCAAGUCAGGAACCACUUCCGAAUCCGACCCGAUGGAGAAUGAAUUUUCCGAUGAACAGUCGAACUCAUUUAUGAAUUGA